AUUUAUUAAGUUAUUAUAGUGAUUCUAGCCCUGGUUAAUACAAUCACGUUAUUUCUGUUCUAUGUAUUAUUUUUACUAAUUUUAUUCCCAGUUUAAUAGCGACAUUUCUAAUUUGUACAUUGAGAAAGAUUACCGAGCGAGAGUAAUUUGUAAUGAUGACGGCCACAGAGGAAGAAAGAGUUCCUGAAAACGGCUUUGAUUGUAGCACUCGAGAGGAAAAUCAUUCAAAAAUUUUAAAUAAGAAAACUAGGAAACGUGGCAUUGUGUUUUUGUCUACAAUUCCACCAUACAUGAACGUGGCUAAAAUCCGUGAAAUAUUCAGUGAAUUUGGAGAUGUGGGAAGGAUUUUUCUCCAACCGAGUGGCAAAAUUGGUGAAAGAAGAAAACGGGUCCCCAAUCAAUUUACUGAAGGAUGGGUGGAAUUUGAAAAGAAAAAAAUUGCAAAGCAGGUUGCAGCUAAGUUGAAUAAUACUAAAAUCGGUACGCGAAAGAAGUCACGUUACUAUGAUAUGAUAUGGAAUAUCAAAUACAUACCUAGAUUUAAAUGGGUACAUUUAAGUGAAAGGUUAGCUUAUGAAAGAGCAGCAUAUAAACAGAGACUUCGAGCUGAGAUAUCCCAGGCAAAGAAGGAAGCUCACUACUUGCAGAGUAAUGUAGAAAAAAGUAAAAAGAUGAAAAAGAAAAAGCUUGUUGAACCUUCUGAUGAAUAGUAAUAAAGUAAUAUAUGACUUAAUUUUAAUUUUAUAUUACACAGUUUUCCCUUGAUCUAAAAGAAAAAUAUAGAUUUAGCAAAUAUUUGUCAUUAAUUGUUUAUUACUAAAUACUAAACCCUUUUGAUUUGUAAAGUUUUAAUGCUUUAAAUGUAAAAUAAAUUCUAUUAUUUUACAUUUAAAGGGCUCAUGACUUCUGGACACAGGGUAUCAUAGUGUGAAGUCUUGGAAGCAAAUGUAUAAUUGUUGCCUUUUUGAUUUCAAUAAAUAUUAUUAUAUUACAUUA
This is a messenger RNA of Galleria mellonella (greater wax moth), 996 nucleotides long. RefSeq lists its product as uncharacterized. Gene Ontology annotation, molecular function: RNA binding. The transcript is spliced from 2 exons. The record is from RefSeq and is a predicted model, not a curated record. Bases 153 to 710 code for a protein of 185 amino acids. Gene Ontology annotation, biological process: small-subunit processome assembly; endonucleolytic cleavage in ITS1 to separate SSU-rRNA from 5.8S rRNA and LSU-rRNA from tricistronic rRNA transcript (SSU-rRNA, 5.8S rRNA, LSU-rRNA); endonucleolytic cleavage in 5'-ETS of tricistronic rRNA transcript (SSU-rRNA, 5.8S rRNA, LSU-rRNA). Gene Ontology annotation, cellular component: nucleolus. Lineage: Eukaryota; Metazoa; Arthropoda; Insecta; Lepidoptera; Pyralidae.